CAGCUGAAUAGCGUGAUGGGAAAAACUUCCAUUGUUUGUUAUUGUUUCAUUUGUGAGGUUAGAUAUCCAAACUGUCUGUUGUUUAUAAUUCAAUUUAUGUAUAAAAUAUUCUAAAUAACUAAACCAUGGAUGCUUUUUUAAAGCGGAAAAAUGACGAAGAGAAUUCAAAUGACAUGAAGAAGGCGAAACCUAAUGAAACUUGUCCCCACGCCAUUAAAUGUUACCGACGAAAUCCUCACCAUUUCAAGGAAUACGGUCACCCACACUUAGAUGAACUUUUACAAAAAGGCGAGCCAUUGGAACUGCCUCCCAAUUACCCUCAACAAAAGCAGAUUAUUAUGGAACAACUGGAGGUAUUAAAAAGUUUGCGUGGUUUACAAAAGCCUGCAAUGGAAGAGAACAAGGUUAAAGCGAGUACAAGCACUUCUUCGGAUGGUGGUCGGCAAUCUACAAGGCAAAAAACUACCAGUUACAUUCCAAAUUCAACCCCGUCAUCUAAGAUGCACAAUGGGCCUUCAAUGCUAGAAAAAUUGGAAAAGAACGCUCCUUACAACCUGUUUUUCUCAAUAAUACCGGAUUCACCACAGACAGUCACUCAUCAAAAUACAAUUACAUUUCACGAACUGCUAUGUCCAAGUUUGGGUGAUUUGAAAUGCUCUCUUCAAAUGAAUUUUAUGAUCGACAUCGCUUGGUUAAUGGAGCAGUAUGAGAAGAUGGGCCAAGAAAAGAAACCUUUGACCAUUUUGUACGGCGACGAGUUUCCGGAUAUGAAGAAGUAUAUAAAGCUUAAGUUGCCUAAUGUGACCGAGCAGUAUGUUAAGCCCAAAGACCCUUUCGGCAUUCACCAUUCUAAAGUUGGCAUUUAUGUUUAUACUGAUAACUCGCUGAGAGUGGUUGUUUCUACUGCAAAUUUAUAUUAUGAAGAUUGGAAUUAUUAUAAUCAAGGGUUGUGGAUUAGCCCACGUUGUCCAGUUUUGGACGCUGCACAAUCAGAUGUUUCCGGUGAUGGUCCCACCAAUUUCAAAACUUCAUUAAUUAGUUAUCUCAACUCGUACGAAUUGCCCAUCUUGAAGCAGUGGAUAGACUACAUUAAACGAGCCGACUUCAGUGCUGUUCGGGUGCAUUUAGUGGCGUCAGUACCGGGACACCACACUGCCGCAAUUCGCCCAUCAAACUGUCAUUUACAUCGCGUUGGUGAGUUACUGUCGAAACACUGCUCGUUGCCAGCAAAAACAACACCGACAAGCGAAGGUCCACUGUCAUGGGGCAUUAUUGCCCAAUCUUCGAGUAUUGGUAAUUUAGGUAAAGCGCCCGGAGAUUGGUUGCGCAGUACUCUGUUGCGUUCACUCGCAAGUCAUAAAGAUUGCAAGCUACCUUCAAAUUCGAAUGCUACAAUCAGCGUUGUUUAUCCCACACAAAACAAUGUUUUGGGCAGCUACUACGGACCUCUAGGAGGGGGCUGUUUACCGUACAGCAAAUCAGCUCACGAAAAGCAGAAGUGGCUUAAGGAUUACUUACACGAGUGGAGAGCUGAUGACUUAUCUCGUUCGCGGGCAAUGCCACACAUUAAAACCUACUGCCGUGUUUCGCCUUGUACCACAAAGCUGGCUUGGUACCUUAUUACCAGCGCAAAUAUGUCAAAAGCUGCUUGGGGUGCUAAUAUUAAUAAAAUGGGCAAGAGUUACGUGCGGUCCUAUGAGGUUGGGGUGUUGUUCAUCCCCAGCAAUUUUAAUGAAACUUAUUUCCAAAUUAAGCUCACUGAUUCAGAUUCACAAAAUUUGUUUCCGUUUGUAUAUGAUCUUCCAUUAACGUCUUAUAAGAAAGAAGAUGAGCCUUGGUGUAAUUAGUUUUUGUAUUUACAUUAUGAUUUAAUAAAGUUGUUUCGCAUUA
Messenger RNA from Photinus pyralis (common eastern firefly), 1890 nucleotides. It is a transcript of the gene gkt, whose product is annotated as probable tyrosyl-DNA phosphodiesterase. The record is from RefSeq and is a predicted model, not a curated record. Gene Ontology annotation, biological process: single strand break repair; double-strand break repair. Lineage: Eukaryota; Metazoa; Arthropoda; Insecta; Coleoptera; Lampyridae. Bases 126 to 1847 code for a protein of 573 amino acids. Gene Ontology annotation, molecular function: 3'-tyrosyl-DNA phosphodiesterase activity; double-stranded DNA binding; single-stranded DNA binding. The transcript is spliced from 9 exons. Gene Ontology annotation, cellular component: nucleus.